CCCCCCUCUCUCUCGCACACUCCUCUUGCCGUUCGACCUCGGGACUCGGCGCCCCCUUUCCCCUUCUGUUCCCGCGUACCGGCCCCCCCUCCAAUCUCGCCCUUUUCUCGCAUCUCCCCCCUCCCCCCCACUUCAUCACCAUGGGUAUCAUCACCGCUGUUACCUGGGUCCGGAUGGGCGUCGCCCAGGCCCUGCCCACGAUCUACGAGCCCACCGAGGAGGAGCUUGCUCAGCUGUCGGCCAUCGCCGAUCAGCAUGCCCUCCUGCUGCAGGAGAACCCCGCCGCCGAGGAGGGGGACGACGCCGUGGCGGAGGACGAGCUCAUGCGCAAUGCGCAUCUGACCUCCAAGAAGCUUCGCAUGAACGACUCGCUCGACAGCGAUGACGAGGCCGAUGGCGAGCUCGAGCAGGAUGAUCAAAUCCCGGACGACCUGGCCGAGUAUGGUCUUGGUGACUAUGAUGCGGAGAUCGCCGCGCAGGAGGAUGUCUCGUCAUUCAACCUGAUUGGCGGUGUCAAGGGCCUGCAGUACCACGAGCGCAAUGAGGACGACCCGUACAUCACCGUGCAGGAUGCCAGCGACGACGAGAUCGACGACAUCGUCAUCCGCCCGACCGAUCGCCUGGUGCUGGCAGCCAAGACCGAGGACGAGCUGUCCACCCUCGAGAUCCAGGUGUACGAGGAGGCCGACUCCAAUCUUUUCGGCCACCAUGAUCUCAUGCUUCCCUCCUUCCCCCUGUGCCUGGAGUGGCUGGACUACCGUGUCGGCAUGUCGGUCGACCAGUCGGCCGGCAAGCUGGGCAACUUCGUGGCCGUCGGCACCUUCGAGCCGGACAUCGAGAUCUGGGAUCUGGAUGUCAUGGAUUCCCUGUUCCCGACCGCGGUGCUCGGAAACGCCAAGGAGCUGGCCACCGAGGCCGGCGCGCUGUCUACCCUGGGCAAUGCCGCCACCAAGAAGAAGAAGUCCAAGAAGGGCAGCGACAAGCCGGCCCCGGAGAUGAAGUUUACCGGCCACACGGAUGCCGUGCUUGGGCUGUCUUGGAACAAGGCCCACCGGAACCUGCUCGCCUCCUGCUCGGCCGAUACCACCGUCCGCCUGUGGGACCUGCAAACCGCCCAGUCCAUCCACAGCUACGCCCACCACCGGUCCAAGGUUCAGUGCAUCCAGUGGAACCCGGCCGAGACCACGGCCAUGCUGUCUGGUGGCUAUGACAAGCGCGUUUGUGCGUGGGAUUCGCGCGCCCCGACGGCCGUGCGCGAGUGGGCUGUCUCGGCCGACGUGGAGGCCCUUCGCUGGGACCCCUUCGACCCGCACUGCUUUGCCGUGUCCACCGAGGACGGCUUCAUCCGUUACUAUGACGCGCGCUCCGGUCAGACCGACACGCCGCUCUUCCAGCUGAUGGCCCACGAUGCCACCGUCACGGCCCUCGACUUUUCCACCACCAUCCGCAAGGUCAUGCUGACGGCCUCCUUCGAUGGAACCAUCAAGCUGUGGGACAUUGCCUCUGGCAAGCCGUCCAUGAGCUACUCUCGCGACAUGGGCAUGGGCAAGAUUUUCGAUGCCAGCUUCAGUCCUGAUGCGGCCAUGCUUGUGGCUGUGGCCAGCAGCAAGGGCAACCUGCACGUUUGGGAUGCCUGGCAGGCCAACGGCGUGCGCCGUCAGUUUGCCGCCGAUCGCUUGGUCUCCGGCAUUGUCGUUCCCGAGCAGAACAUCGCCCUGUCAGACAUGUCCCUGGAGGAGGAGACCCCCAAGGGACGAAAGGCCAAGGCCGAGGCCCUGCGUGCCAACCUCCGCCAGUCGCGCGAGGCCAACGCCAAGGCCCGGAAGAAGUAACUGCCUCCUCCAUACAGCAGAGUCCCCUCCCUCGCCAGCCUCUCUCCCUCUCUCUCUCUAUGUCCACCUCUUCCAUUUGAAGAAAGGCCAGACCAGAGCAUCCCCGCGAGCGCUUGCCGCUGGUGCAUGCUCUUGAGAUUAGACUUCCCUUUUGAGAGGGGAUCUGCCUGUGCCACUUUCGCCGCCUGAACUGCUCCCAUGCUGCCUCCCCACCACCACCACUACCACCCCCCUCCUCUUGUCCUCGCACAAAUGACAAGCC
Molecule: messenger RNA, 2094 nt
Organism: Fonticula alba
Lineage: Eukaryota; Rotosphaerida; Fonticulaceae
Exons: 4
Coding region: 141-1832 (563 amino acids)
Biological process (GO): rRNA processing
Cellular component (GO): nucleus
Molecular function (GO): protein binding
Source: RefSeq, a predicted model, not a curated record